AUGGCGAACAAGCAGGGAAAGAUGGCCGGUCUCAUCAACUACCGGAUGAGAGUGACUAUGAAUGAUGGGCGUCAAAUGGUCGGACAGAUGUUAGCAUUUGAUAAGCACAUGAACCUCGUUCUCGCCGAUACCGAAGAAUUCAGACGCGUCAAGCGCAAGGCACCAAAAAGUACAGCUGCUCCUGGAGCUAGUUCCACUGCACCACCUCUUGUUGAAACCGAAGAAAAGCGUACAUUAGGUCUUACUAUUAUUCGAGGCACACACGUCAUAUCUCUUUCUGUCGAAUCACCACCACCAGCAGAUCCAAGUUCUCGUUUAGGUGCCAGCGUCCCAGGUGGUGCUGUACCAUCAGCUGCUAUGGCCGCUGGAACUGGAAUCGCGCGACCAGCUGCUGGAAGAGGGGGCUUGGCUGGUCCUGCUGUUGGAAUUGGUGGUUUCCCGGGUAUGCCAGCUCCUCCGCCAUUUGGAAGAGGUGCACCACCUCCAGGAUUUGGUGGUGGAUUUCCUCCUCCAGGUUUCCCUGGUCCACCUGGUCCACCAGGAGGUUUCGCUCCACCUCGCAGAUAG
Botrytis sinoallii is the source of this 567-nucleotide messenger RNA. RefSeq lists its product as uncharacterized. Gene Ontology annotation, biological process: mRNA splicing, via spliceosome. The record is from RefSeq and is a predicted model, not a curated record. The transcript has 4 exons. Gene Ontology annotation, molecular function: RNA binding. NCBI's taxonomy places the organism in Eukaryota, Fungi, Ascomycota, Leotiomycetes, Helotiales, Sclerotiniaceae. Gene Ontology annotation, cellular component: U2-type prespliceosome; U2 snRNP; U4/U6 x U5 tri-snRNP complex. The coding region runs from base 1 to 567 and encodes 188 amino acids.